Messenger RNA from Cadophora gregata, 840 nucleotides. RefSeq lists its product as uncharacterized. The record is from RefSeq and is a predicted model, not a curated record. The coding region runs from base 1 to 840 and encodes 279 amino acids. NCBI's taxonomy places the organism in Eukaryota, Fungi, Ascomycota, Leotiomycetes, Helotiales, Ploettnerulaceae. The transcript has a single exon.
AUGCAACUUCAUUCCAUUCUGUUCUCUCUUUUUUUGGUCGCCUCAGUUAUUGCAAAAGGCGAUAAACAAAAGUCCGAAAAGUCGCAGUGUAAGCAAAUUAGGAAGCUCCAGAAGUUCGUCGACUUGGCCUCGAACACCACCAAAUUGGAAGAGGUCACAAACAACAAUGCCACAAAGGUAGCAGAAAUACAAGCCGAGGCAUCUGCUGCAGCGACACAGCUUACAACAUUGCAAAGCAAUGCUACUCUGGUAUCAGACUGUGCCGUUAUAAAUGCUUCAGAGGAGCAGGAGGACCGCUGCGAGGAGACACUUGAGCUUCAAGCAUUUAUUGCAUUUGCAUCGAAUACCACUGCCCUCGCCGCCCAGACCAACAACAAUGCAACCAAAAUGGCUGCCAUCCAGGCUAAGGCCUCUACUGCAGCCACCAAGCUCCAGGCUUUGACGAGCAAUUCGACACUGCAAGCUGCUUGCCCGGCGAUCCUGCAGAAGGAGGAGUGCAAGGGUAUGAAGAAGCUGGAGAAGUUCAUUGAGAAGGCGAAUAACCAGACACUUCUCGACCAAGCUACGAACGGCAAUACCGCGAAAGCAGACAAGAUCAAAGCCGAAGCCGUGCAGGCUCAGGCACAGUUGACGGAAUUGCAGAGUAACAAGACUUUCAUGGAUGCCUGUGCUGCUUUGGGUAUCACUGGAAAGACUGGGAAGGGAAUUGAUAGUGGAGCUUCUACUGAGGCAGCAGCUACUUCUGGCAAGAGCUCUGCAACGCUUGUGCAGGUUGGAAGUAUUCAGUUCACGAUGCUAUCGACCAUUUUGGUCGUCGCUGCUGGGAUGUUCUUUUUGUAA